This is a messenger RNA of Rhineura floridana, 1646 nucleotides long. Its product is annotated as actin, cytoplasmic type 5-like. Lineage: Eukaryota; Metazoa; Chordata; Lepidosauria; Squamata; Rhineuridae. Bases 172 to 1302 code for a protein of 376 amino acids. Gene Ontology annotation, cellular component: synapse; membrane; NuA4 histone acetyltransferase complex. The record is from RefSeq and is a predicted model, not a curated record. Gene Ontology annotation, molecular function: protein kinase binding; nucleosomal DNA binding. The transcript is spliced from 2 exons. Gene Ontology annotation, biological process: cell motility; axonogenesis.
AUGGAUGAGAUGUAGGGCAACCAGUAGACGCCCGGGAUUCUGGACUCCGGCUUAUUUAAAAUGAAUGAGGGCGCGCGAUUUUGCACAAGAUAUUGAUAGCAGUUCUGUAGUGGCUGGAGGCGCGGUCUUUGCAGCUUUAUACGCUCUUUCUUGCUUUGAGAUUAAUUCAAAAUGGCUGAUGACGAGAUUGCCGCUCUGGUUGUGGACAACGGCUCCGGAAUGUGCAAAGCAGGAUUUGCAGGAGAUGAUGCCCCCCGAGCAGUGUUUCCCUCCAUUGUAGGUCGGCCCAGGCAUCAGGGGGUCAUGGUGGGGAUGGGCCAGAAGGACAGCUAUGUAGGGGACGAGGCGCAGAGCAAGAGAGGCAUCCUCACCCUGAAGUAUCCCAUUGAACAUGGCAUCGUCACCAACUGGGAUGACAUGGAGAAGAUCUGGCACCAUACCUUCUACAAUGAGUUGCGAGUGGCCCCAGAGGAACACCCGGUCUUGCUUACCGAAGCACCCCUGAACCCGAAAGCCAACCGAGAGAAGAUGACGCAGAUCAUGUUUGAGACCUUCAACACGCCAGCCAUGUAUGUGGCCAUCCAAGCGGUGUUGUCCCUGUACGCCUCCGGCCGUACCACCGGAAUUGUCAUGGACUCUGGGGAUGGGGUGACUCACACGGUGCCCAUCUAUGAGGGUUAUGCCCUGCCCCACGCCAUCCUGCGUCUGGACCUGGCCGGCCGUGACCUGACUGACUACCUCAUGAAGAUCCUGACUGAGAGGGGCUACAGCUUCACCACCACGGCUGAGAGGGAGAUUGUGAGGGACAUCAAGGAGAAGCUUUGCUAUGUUGCUCUCGAUUUUGAGCAGGAGAUGGCCACGGCUGCUUUGUCAUCCUCCCUGGAGAAGAGCUACGAGCUGCCUGACGGGCAGGUGAUCACCAUUGGUAAUGAGCGCUUCAGGUGUCCUGAGGCCCUCUUCCAGCCCUCUUUCCUGGGCAUGGAGUCAUGCGGCAUCCACGAGACCACCUUCAAUUCUAUCAUGAAGUGUGAUGUGGACAUUCGCAAGGAUCUGUAUGCCAACACAGUGCUGUCUGGUGGCAGCACCAUGUACCCUGGCAUUGCUGACCGGAUGCAGAAGGAGAUCAUGGCCUUGGCCCCCAGCACGAUGAAGAUCAAGAUCAUUGCCCCCCCUGAGCGCAAAUACUCAGUGUGGAUUGGGGGCUCCAUCCUGGCCUCUCUGUCCACCUUCCAGCAGAUGUGGAUCAGCAAGCAAGAGUAUGAUGAGUCUGGCCCAUCCAUUGUCCACCGCAAAUGCUUUUAACGAUCCAAGUAGUCAGCGUCUUCUGCUGGAGUUGAUAGAUAUCAUCAUGCCUUGUUUUUAUCUUUUAAGUUCUGUUGCAAAAUCUUUAGUAUUGAGCCGAUUCCUGAAUUAUCUCUUGCUUUAUGCCACCCUCGUCCGCUGUCUUGCCAGGUCUAUGCUGUUGAUCCCGAAUCAUGUUCAUCUUCUCUUUGUGACUCAUGACUGCUUCUGCAUUCUAAGCUUAGCGUCUGAGGGAAAAGUGUUGCUUUUUCUCACUGCAAUAGUGGAAUUAGUAAUUGAUUCCUAUCGAUUUUCUGUGUCGAACAAAGAAAAGCUAAUAAAAGUCCUGCUAAAUAAAGUAAAAA